GGACAACAAGGUCCCAGAGAUGACGUUAGAGCGAGCCGUGAACCUGCUGACACAGGACAACGAGGAAACACUCGUAUGUGCAGCGGGUCACAUUCAGAACCAGUGUUUCAAGAGCAUCGAAGCUAAGAAGAUGGUGUACUAUCUACGGGGCAUCGGGAAACUCCUGCAGCUUCUGCACAUCGACAACGAGGAGGUGCAGCGAGUGGCAGCAGGAGCGCUACGCAACGUUGUGUACCAGAACAGCGAAAACAAGAUGGAGGUGAAGGAGAACGACGGCAUAGCCUUGAUCCUGAGCGCACUGAAAAGCAGUCGAGACGUGGAGACCAGGCGACAACUCACAGGUCUUUUGUGGAACCUCUCUUCCCAUGAUCUUCUGAAGGAGCGUCUGUCCAGAGAAUCCUUAUUCGUCCUCACUAAGUACGUCCUUGUGCCAAGUUCGGGCAUUUCAGAAGGCGAGAACCCAAAAGAUGAGCUUCUGGCUGACGAUGAGGUUUUUCACAACGCCACAGGCUGCCUGAGGUACACUCUCCUUUGUUAGCUCUGAAACUGGAAACGCUGAGUGCUUUUGGAGUAAACUGACACCCAGUACUGGAGGCAGACGUUCAGCGAAUGCCUUAAAAACACAAAAAAAUUCCUUUUGAUAAAUCACUAAAGUCAGGUCUGAAGUGGAAACUAGUCGUUCAGGGGCCACAUAUGGAGAAGCAGAUGGAUUGGAAGUUAGAAGUUAGAGACCUCAGUUGGGGAGUGCGAAGGUAAAGGGGUAGUAAAUUGAUGAUAUUACAGAGAGUGAAACUUGGCAGGAGGCAGAUCUGCUCCCACACUGUCUCACUGCGACCGUGUGUGCCAAAGAGUUAUGAGUAAACAGUCUCUCAUCGCAGCAUAACCUGAUAUCAGCCCUCAGAAAUCUGCUGAAAUCCAAAACGCUGACUGUAGAUCUGUGAGGACUAUCAAAAACCAUCAAGGUUCCUGAUGAAAAACUUCACUGAAUUUGUUCUAGCAGCUGUCAGCAAGGAUGAUGGAUUAAAGAAAAAUCUGGUUCAUUUUAGGCAGCACCCGCAGGUCAAAAACGCCAAAAUCUUUUCACUUUGACCAAGUCAGCACAGGGAAAAUAAUCUUCAUACUCCUUAAAACCAUAAGUCACCACUGACUGUUGUGACUAUAGGGAAGAGAGUUAAUGUCUUACUGGGAGCUCAUUUAAUAAAGUCCCACCAUCUGGGAAGGAUAUUACUAUAUUUCAUGGCUGUACUUUCUAAGUCCAAUUUAUUACAUUACAGGUAGUUUGAGCCACUUUAAGCCAACUUUUACUUCAAGUAUGUUCUCUUCAGUCUUGUGACUCAUCUCUUGCAAUUUUUUUGCUGAGUGCCAGGCCUA
Messenger RNA from Cynoglossus semilaevis (tongue sole), 1371 nucleotides. RefSeq names its product plakophilin-1-like. Gene Ontology annotation, biological process: intermediate filament bundle assembly; protein localization to plasma membrane; desmosome organization. The record is from RefSeq and is a predicted model, not a curated record. Gene Ontology annotation, molecular function: protein binding. The coding region runs from base 20 to 538 and encodes 172 amino acids. The transcript has 3 exons. NCBI's taxonomy places the organism in Eukaryota, Metazoa, Chordata, Actinopteri, Pleuronectiformes, Cynoglossidae. Gene Ontology annotation, cellular component: plasma membrane; nucleus; cytoplasm.